ACGUAAGAUCUAAUCAAAUCCUUAUCUUCAUUCACACCCCAUCAACUGUACCCUCCUCCAGUCACUUCCUUUUCCUUGGCCCAGACAUAUUGUUCUUGCUUAUUAAUCAGUGUUUAUGUUAUCUUCUUCACUUUUUCUUUUCUAUUCAUAUUCAAACUCUUAUAUUCUUCUACUCUCAGUUCACAUUCAUAUUGAUAUUGGCAUGGUCUUUCUCUGAAUCCCGUUUUCAAAAGAAAGAUAGAGAACAUGAGAAUUCAGUGUGAUGUGUGUGAGAAGGCUCCAGCAACAGUGAUUUGUUGCGCGGAUGAAGCUGCUUUGUGUGCAAAAUGUGACGUUGAAGUUCAUGCUGCAAACAAGCUUGCCAGCAAGCACCAGAGGCUUCUCCUUCAAUGUCUAUCAAACAAGCUUCCCAGAUGUGAUAUAUGCCAAGAUAAGGCAGCUUUCAUAUUUUGUGUUGAAGACAGAGCACUCUUUUGUAAGGACUGUGAUGAGCCAAUUCAUUCAGCUGGUAGCCUUUCUGCGAAUCACCAGCGCUUCCUUGCUACUGGUAUUAGGGUGGCUUUGGGUUCAAAUUGCACCAAAGGCAAUGAAAAAAGUCAAGUGGAACCAUCUAAUCCCAAUGCACAAGAAGUUCCUGUGAAAAUUCCUUCUCAGCAAGUGCCUAAUUUUUCAUCCUCUUGGGCUGUUGAUGACUUAUUGGAAUUAGCAGACAUUGAAUGCCCAGACAAAAAGCAAUCCCUGGAGUUUGGAGAGCUUGAAUGGCUAGCAGAUGUGGGUCUUUUCGGUGAACAGAUUCCUCAGGAAGCUAUAACUGCAGCUGAAGUUCCUCAACUUCCAGUGGCACACACUAGCAAUGUUGCCUCACACAAAGCCCCUAAAUUUUUCAUGUCAUACAAAAAGCCUAGGAUUGAAGUCCUUGAUGAAGAUGAUGAUGAGCACUUCACUGUACCUGAUCUUGGCUGAA
This is a messenger RNA of Abrus precatorius (Indian licorice), 964 nucleotides long. Its product is annotated as B-box zinc finger protein 24. Gene Ontology annotation, biological process: regulation of DNA-templated transcription; photomorphogenesis. The transcript has 3 exons. The record is from RefSeq and is a predicted model, not a curated record. NCBI's taxonomy places the organism in Eukaryota, Viridiplantae, Streptophyta, Magnoliopsida, Fabales, Fabaceae. Gene Ontology annotation, cellular component: nucleus. Gene Ontology annotation, molecular function: zinc ion binding. The coding region runs from base 247 to 963 and encodes 238 amino acids.